Molecule: messenger RNA, 891 nt
Organism: Penicillium soppii
Lineage: Eukaryota; Fungi; Ascomycota; Eurotiomycetes; Eurotiales; Aspergillaceae
Product: aldo/keto reductase
Exons: 3
Coding region: 1-891 (296 amino acids)
Molecular function (GO): oxidoreductase activity, acting on NAD(P)H as acceptor
Source: RefSeq, a predicted model, not a curated record
AUGGCAGGCACUAUCUCAUCCAUUCCCACAUUGGACCUCAAUGAUGGUACCUCGGUCCCCGUUGUGGGAUAUGGUACUGGCACCGCUUGGUACAAGAAAUCGGGGGAUAGUGGCAUCAACCGUGAAUUGGUGGAAUCUAUCAAAGCGGCAACGAAGCUAGGAUAUCACCAUCUCGACGGGGCCGAAGUUUACCAGACCGAAGAGGAGUUGGGACUCGCAAUCAAGGAGAGCGGAGUUCCUCGAGAGAAACUUAUCGUGACGACCAAAGUCAUUACCAAUAUUGCCGAUAUUCCGCAAGCCAUUGAAACUAGUCUUAAGAAACUCCAGCUUGACUACGUGGAUUUGUAUCUGAUUCAUGCUCCGUUCUUCGCCAAGACCGAUGAAGAACUUCAAGCUGCCUGGACUGCUAUGGAGCAAGUAAAGGAAUCUGGAAAAGCCCGAUCCAUCGGAGUGUCGAAUUUCCUGCAAAAUCACCUGGAAGUCAUCCUCAAAACCGCCAAGGUUGUGCCAUCGGUCAAUCAGAUCGAGUUCCACCCUUACCUUCAACAUGGUAACCUCGUUCCCUAUCAAGAGAGCAAGGGUAUCAAGACGGUCAGCUAUGCGGGUCUCACGCCUAUCACUCGAGCUAAAGGUGGACCCCUGGACCCUUUGCUUUCAUCUUUGGCCAUCAAAUAUGGAGUGAGCGAGUCGGAGAUUCUGCUACGCUGGACUGUUGAUCGUGGCUGCGUAGCUAUCACUACCAGUGGAAAGGAGACCCGCAUGAGCAGCUAUCUACGAUCUUUGACUUUCAAGUUGACACCUCAAGAGAUUGAAGAGAUCUCCAAGAUUGGAGAGCAGCAUCAUUACCGUGCAUUUUGGCAGGAUAAGUUCGCUGCAGAUGAUCGAUCGUAA